AUGCCCUACCGCACUAGCACUAUUUUUUCACAAGCAGUAGAGCUCACUUUAAAGUCGGUGAUAUGGUUUCUAGAGUUAAUUUAUGUUUUAUUGUUGAAUAUAUUUUUUGUAGCACCAGAUGAAGUCAAGCCUGAUAUUAUAGAAGCUGCUAAAAAUGGUGAUUUACACAGGGUGGUGGAAAUAUUAAAUACAGACAUUAACCAGAAGGACGCCAGUUCACCACAAGAUGGUGCCACUCCUCUGAUGUUUGCGGCCAUGACAGGGCGACUGGAUAUGGCGGAGUUGUUAUUAUCGUACGGUUGUGAUAUCAAUAAACAGGAUUCCGUCAGUGGGUGGACUGCUUUAAUGCAGGCUACAUAUCAUGGUAAAAAGAAUGUAGCUAUGUAUUUAUUAAGUAAAGAUGCUGAUGUCAAUAUUCAUGCUAAAAAUGGUUGUACUGCCUUCGAUAUGGCCUCUCUUAUUGAUGAUGUAGAUACUGAACUGGUUCGUCUCCUGGCAGCUAAAGCUAUGCAGAUAAAUCGAGUUGAUAAAACCAGGAAAACAUACGUUAGGCCUCCAGGGAGCUCCAAUGUCUUCAUAGCCACUGAUUAUGUGUUUGAAGAUCCUCCACAAACAGGUUUAAAGGGCUGGUGGAAUCGAAUGUCUAAUAGAUUUCGAAAUUUAAAACUUGGUCGAACAUUGAGUAACUCUAAAUUAUCUCCCUUACCAUUAUCAACGUCUGUUUCUGUUCAGGAUUUAUCAACAACUUCCACUCUUCCUAAACAAAAGAUACCAAUGACACCUCAGACAGCACGAGUUGAAAAUAAACGCAGACGUCAAGAUAAAAUAAAUAUCACGAGCUACGAAGAUUUACUUAGUGAAACUAUGAAAACACACAUCAUGUAUACAUUGAAUAUCAACCCAGCACAUUCCAAGAUACCAAGUGAAACGUUAAAACCAGUUAUCCCCCCUUUUUUACCGCCUCCAUCAUUUUCGAUUGAUUCGUCAGAAUACUCGCGACGUAAUGAUCAAUGGCAGUCUCCCAAAUCUACUGAUAAUACUCAACCUAUGACUCCAGCCAGAAGACCGUUUUACCCGGCCAGAUUUGUGGGAGAGCGAAGUACAGGUAACCAUGGCAACACUAAUAGUACUACUACUAACACUAGUCCGAUGUCAUCAGGUGGCGCUAGUAGUAUACCUGGUGUUAACAAACCGUCCAAUAAUAACUCUACUAAUGGUAACACUGUCGUCAUAACCAAAGAUUACCAGCCGAGUCCAAUGUACAGUCCAAACCCUCAGCUGCCGUCCACUCCGGGUGCCAUACGAUACAUGCAACACUCUACUCCCUCCAGACUUUUCCAUCCCAGAAGAAAACCGACAGUGGUACCUGCUGGUUUUAAGAACACCUCGACAACGACCUCUCCUAACAGUUCAACUAGUGGCAGUUCCUCGAUAACGCCCCAACAGCAAAACUCUCGUAAAAAAUCAUCCUCUUCUAAAGAUAGUACAACUUCUACAUUAACCCCUUCAGCUUCACCUACUCCUGGCAAGAUGAACGAAGAUAUAUCAACGGCUUUAGAAGCUUUAAAAGAAAAUGACUCAGGAGAUGUGGAAUUAUCAGGAAUAUUGAAGAAGCUAUCAUUAGAACAAUACCAACCAAUAUUUGAACAAGAGGAAGUAGACAUGGAAGCGUUUUUAACGUUGACUGAAACUGACCUAGAAGAACUGGGAAUUUCUCAAACUAACUCACGGAAACAAAUACUCACUGCUAUAACAGAGCUGAAUACUGGCAAGGGAAAAGAACGUCAACAAUUUCACGAUACCAUGACCUCAUUUCAAUCAACUUUAAAAUCUAAGAUACCUCCAACAGGUAGUGAAAAUCCAGACCUAACCAACUGGGCGAUACAGGAAGAUAAUGAUCCUCAUAUACCCAGCGCCAAGUCUCGCUCUUCAUAACAACACCGUAUAUCAUGACAUAACCGAACAGAUUUACUGCUCUACUGAGACAACAGUGCCAACAUUUCUCAAAAUUUCUGUUUUCCUACACUAAAUUUCAAAAGAAAGAAGGAUAACUACUUUGCAUUGAUCUUUAUGGGAAUUUCCAUACCCAUUUACAGCGUGGUCUUUUGG
Messenger RNA from Lottia gigantea (owl limpet), 2109 nucleotides. RefSeq lists its product as hypothetical. The record is from RefSeq and is a predicted model, not a curated record. The transcript is spliced from 14 exons. The coding region runs from base 1 to 1935 and encodes 644 amino acids. NCBI's taxonomy places the organism in Eukaryota, Metazoa, Mollusca, Gastropoda, Lottiidae. Gene Ontology annotation, molecular function: protein binding.